Messenger RNA from Gopherus flavomarginatus (Mexican gopher tortoise), 1321 nucleotides. It is a transcript of the gene SAPCD1, whose product is annotated as suppressor APC domain containing 1. NCBI's taxonomy places the organism in Eukaryota, Metazoa, Chordata, Testudines, Testudinidae. The transcript is spliced from 7 exons. The record is from RefSeq and is a predicted model, not a curated record. The coding region runs from base 1 to 1143 and encodes 380 amino acids.
AUGACCUCCCUGGUCGCCUCCCUUCCUCCUGCUGCCCCCGAGGACCCUGCCCUGGGCCUGGCCCCACGGCUGCCCCGGUCCUUCCUCCGCAGCCUGCGGACCCUCUUCGAGAUCUUGGACGAGCAGCGGCACGGGGCCGUGCACCUGUCGGAGAUCGAGAGCCGCUGGGGCCGGGGGGGCCCGGGCCUGAGCCCCCCGGGGGGGGCGCAGCAUGAGCACCUGCCCCCGGGGGUGCUGCCCGCCCUGCAGCAGGUGGCGGGGCCCAGCGGGGGGUUUCUGAGCUUCCCCCGCCUGGUGGCCGGGCUGAGAAUCGCGCUGCUCCAGGACCAGGAGGGGGAGCAGGGGCCUGGCCCGGAGCUGGCUGAGACCGGACACAACUCGGCGCAGGAGAGGCCGAGCGGGGGCCAGACGCGUGAGCCCAGGGGCUGCGGGUCGGGAGUGAGGGGCACCGGUGGAGUGAGGGGAGCCCAGGGGCUGCGGGUCGGGAGUGAGGGGCACCGGCAGAGCAGGGGGGAGCCCAGGGGCUGCGAGUCGGGAGUGAGGGGCACCAGCGGAGCAGGGGGGAUCCCGGCCGUUCAGCGCGGCUACACCAUCCUCAUCCUGCCCCUGGGCACCGGGCUGGGCAGCUGGGAGGCGGAGCACUUCUUCCUGGGGCUGCAGCGCAGGCGGGCGCGGGAGCGGGAGCGGGACGCGCUGCUGCAGGGGCUGGAACUGGCCGAGCGCCUGCGGGGCUGGUACCGGCGCCACCUGCUGGAGGCCCAGCGCGGGCAGGAGCAGGCGGGGGCGGAGCCGAAUUAUUUCCCGGAUUCGUGCCCCAAUCAGAGCUGCCUCCUGCUGGCCAAGAUCCAGGAGGUGAAUCUCGGGCUGCGAAACCUACUGGCCCGCCCUGGAAAGGCUGACCCUCCCCCCUGCUUCCCCUCCAGCCCGUUUGGGGCCCCCCUCCUCCAAACGGGGAAGCAGCAGGAAUUCCAGCAGCAAGCCGUGAACGUGCUGAAGGAGCAGAACCGCCUGCUCAUCAAGGAGGUGUCGGAGAAGAGCGACCGCAUCGCCCAGCUGGAGCAGGAGAAGGCGGCUCUGUGCAGGCAACUCCAGGAGAGCCGGGGCUACCGGCUGCCCAGCCACAAGGACUCGACCUUCAUCUGACGGACGAGGUCACUUCCUCCCGUCGACCUACCAGACGAGGUCACUUCCUUCUGAGAGCAAAGAUGUAAUUUUCUCCUGGGGCAAUGAUGUCACUUCCUGUCAUUCACCCAAGGCCAGUGAGGUCACUUCCUUCUACCCCACGCCCCCAGUGCAGUCAUUUCCUGCUGGACCUGGAAGG